Molecule: messenger RNA, 2901 nt
Organism: Aspergillus oryzae RIB40
Lineage: Eukaryota; Fungi; Ascomycota; Eurotiomycetes; Eurotiales; Aspergillaceae
Exons: 4
Coding region: 1-2901 (966 amino acids)
Cellular component (GO): cytoplasm
Molecular function (GO): ATP binding; ATP-dependent chromatin remodeler activity
Source: RefSeq, a predicted model, not a curated record
AUGGACGCCACGCAAACGGCGGCUGCAGCAGCGACGGAAGGCCGCGCUGAUCCUCUCUCAUGGCCAGAUUCAGGCUCUCCCACAUGGCCAUCCAUCCGCUCGAAUAUCACCCGUCCUGAUACUUUUCACGGCCAGCAGUCACUGACCCUGGGGCAGCAUUUACCGGCCUUAUCACUGCCGCUGAAGCGCCACAUCUACGAAACCGACGUGUUCGCAGGAAACAUGGCUCCCCCAAAGCGGAGAAGAAUGGAGGAUCAUCCCAGCGGGUCUGCUACAGAUUAUGCGCCGACAGUUGCCGGAGCAGUCCCCCAGUCAGUGGCAUGGCGUCCAGCACAGACGCCGCCAUCCGCCAUGCACGAAAUCCAGGCCCCAAGCCUUACCAGCCCGUCGGCCGCACCAUGGUAUGCGAUGGCGCCCUCUGGCACAUCAAGAAGGAACAUGUCCCCUCCAGGCGUGCCCAACAGUAUAUAUUCAAGUCAACUCACGCCACAGCACCCAAUGGCUGCGGCCAGUCCGGCAGAACUCACAUUGUAUCCACAUCCCCCAACCCCGUCCAGUCAUGCGCUAGAAGCAGUACCGGUCGGAUCCGUCGAUGGUCCUGUGUGGGUGACAACGCCAAACCAGGCCUUCGAGUCAUCCGAGUGCACUUAUAAUACGACCGCCCCGUUUGGCGUUGCAGAGCCCUGGGAUGUCGUCAGUCCCGCUGAUGCCGACACACCGGCUGCGAACGAAACCAUGGCGGCACUCGAUCCAUGCGAGGGGGCCACCGGAGCCUUGACAGUUCCGCUCAUGGAGCAUCAGAAACAGGGCGUGCGCUGGAUGACAGCGAUGGAGAAAAGCCAUCACCGCGGGGGGAUCCUGGCCGACGACAUGGGACUGGGCAAGACCGUCCAGGCCCUGGCUCUCAUCGCCGCUCAUCCCGCACAGCACAUCAACCGGCACGCAACCCUGGUCGUCACACCGGCAAGCCUGAUCCAGCAGUGGAAGCACGAGAUCGAGCAGUUCCUGCGGUCAAGUCCCCAUCGUCAGCGAGUGUACGUGUACUAUGGGGAUCGCCGAGGGAAAGCCAUCCCGGUCCUGAAUGGAUACGACAUCGUCCUCACCACGUUCGGAACCAUCACCGCGGAGCUACGGCGGACGGGGCCUCGACAACACGCGCGCAAUCUCGCGGGACCGCACCGCAGCUCGCCACUCUUCGGGCCCGCCAGCGGAUGGCAUCGAGUGAUUCUGGACGAGGCGCAGUGCAUCAAAAACGACCAAUCCCAGACCGCGGCCGCCUGUUGCGCCCUCGAUGCGACUUACCGAUGGUGUCUGAGCGGCACCCCGGUCAUGAACAACCUGCGCGAGCUCUAUUCGCUGCUGAAGUUCCUGCGAGUCCAACCAUAUGCCAGCCGCCAAAGUUUUGCCACGGCCUUUCAACAGCCGUUGCAGACUCGCGGGAGUCCCCAGCGAGCGGCGGCCACCGCCCGGCUCCGAAGAUUGAUGGAUACGAUCAUGCUGCGGCGGACCAAGACGUCCACCAUCCAGGGUCAGCCCAUCCUGCAACUGCCCGUCCAAACCACGGAGAUCGUGUACGUGACCUUCACCGAGCCGGAGCGCGAGCUAUAUACCGCCCUGGAAUGCCACACGCGGCUGCAGUUUAACCACUAUUUGAGCGGCGGCAACCCUAGUCGCAACGUGUCCCAUAUGCUGGGUCUGCUGCAGCGCUUGCGGCAAGCCUGCUGCCAUCCCUUCCUGGUCUCCGAUUUCAUCCCGGACACCCUGGAUGCGUCGGGGAAUGACGGACACCGGGCGGCAAACGCCAUGCGAUUCUCUCCGGCGGUGGUCCAACGGCUGUGGGACAAUGAAAGAGAGAACGGACGCGAGUUUGAAUGUCCGAUCUGCUACGACUCCGUCGACAACCACGUCAUUUUCUUUCCUUGCGGUCAUAGUGUCUGCGUGAAAUGCUUUGCCCGGAUCUUCCCCCAAGUUCCGACGGCCCGCCCCAGGGUCGAAGGAAACCCGCCAAUGUGUUGUCCAAGCUGCCGGGUGGUCAUUGACCCAAGCAAGGCGACCGACCACACGGCAUUUGCCAAACAGCACUACCCCACGCCGCCGGGCGAUGUCGGCACGGAGACCCUGUCCACGGUUCUUGAGAACCUCCGGGGCCGGGUCGAGGAUGACCGCGACGACGGCCAGGACCUCAUGCUCGGAAUGCCGGCAGGAGCCGAGCACGCCUAUCCUCCCGUGCAGUUCCAUAUGAACCCGACGCCGACCAUCCAUGCGCCCAAGCGAAGCUUCGCGCGGCUGAGACAGCGAGCGCUAACCAGCCCCGCGGCAAAGCAGAAGUAUCACCAAAUUUUGGCGGAGACCUGGAUCAGUAGCUCCAAGAUCGAUAGGGCGUUGGAGAUCGUACGCGACAUCGUAGCCCGCGGGGAACCCGGUGGGGAGCGCGAGAAGGUCGUCAUCUUCAGCCAGUUCACUUCCAUGCUCGAUCUGAUCGAGGUCCCCCUCGCCCGACAUGGCUGGGCGUUCCGGCGCUACGACGGCACCAUGAAGCCGGCCGACCGGCACGCGGCGACCGUCCACUUCGCGACCGACCCCGACUGUCUGAUUCUCCUGGUCUCCAUGAAGGCCGGCAACUCAGGGCUGAACCUCACGGCCGCCUCGCAAGUGAUCAUCCUGGACCCGUUCUGGAACCCGUACGUCGAGGACCAAGCGGUGGGGCGCGUCCAUCGCAUCGGACAGCGACGGCCGGUGCACGUUCACCGCAUCCUGGUUUCAAACACGGUGGAGGAUCGGAUCCUCGACUUCCAGGAUAGAAAGCGCCAACUCAUUGAGGGCAUCGUCGACCACAGAACCCACGGGGAGCCUAGCCGGCUGGAGAGCACUGAUUUCGCGUAUCUCUUUGGUUUGCCAUGA